Molecule: messenger RNA, 987 nt
Organism: Symbiodinium sp. CCMP2592
Lineage: Eukaryota; Dinophyceae; Suessiales; Symbiodiniaceae
Source: the annotation of a GenBank genome assembly
AUGUUGCGAUGCAAGUCCUGGAAGGUGCCAAUGAACUACAUUGGCGUUGUCGUGUUUGGGAUCUCACGCUUGGAGAUAGUUCUGUUCCAUGUCACGCGUGCCAUUCUGGCAGCGAAUCCGAGUCUUUUCCAACUGUUGUGCAUCGAGAAACUGGCUAGAGCAAGUCGUAUGGUUACCAUGAAGAGCGGGAUGACUUCCUUGCAUCUGCUCAUACGCUGCCUGGGCGCCAGCACGAACAUCUUCUUGACACUGGUUUUUUGCUGGAUCGCCUGCUUUCAAUGCGUUUCGGACAUGGUUGCUAGCACAUUUUGCCGGGACUUCAUCAACAAGGAAAGCCAGUCGCUGCAAGUGUGUGUUAUUGAAGCCUCUGCAGAGAUCGAGGCUGCGGAGGUGGAGCAUUUCGAGGCCUUGGGCAUCCAAGCGAGCCGUGCAUGGUCCACAUGCAUGGAGCAGCUCUUUGCAAGGCAGCAGGUGUCAGACGCAGAGGCUGCAGUUCGGGAAGAGGUGCGGAAGGUGAAGUGUCGUCUGGAGAAGAUGCGAGAGCUAGCGAAGGCUGCUGCGGCAGGGGCUGAGGGAGCCGCAGAGCGAAAAGUGGAAGCGAGCCGCAUCUGCCGCACAGAAGCCUCAGUGGAGCGGACUUUGGAGUGCUCGACGCACUGCGCGGAGCUGGCGGCUCCUGCCGAGCGAGCCGUGGCCCAGCAGCCGAAGAAGGCAGCAGAGGAAGGGGCCAUGGCCGAGAAAGAGAAGGAGCGGAAGCUCAUCCAAAACGAGAUCCACCGAGCCCAACGACGAACGAUCGAGGUUGAGAGCGCCAUAAAUGAGACCGUUUCCUACAGUUACAGAGAGAGGAGCACUCGGGAGCUGAAUUGCAUGGAGAAGGUAGAGCAGAUCGAAUCUCCGCCUUCGCAGAUCACGAAUCUCCCGACAACCAUGGUCCCCGGAGACCCAACUAGAAUUUAUUCAGAAACGAAAAAUAUCUUGAAUUAG